Molecule: messenger RNA, 2012 nt
Organism: Manduca sexta (tobacco hornworm)
Lineage: Eukaryota; Metazoa; Arthropoda; Insecta; Lepidoptera; Sphingidae
Gene: beta-PheRS
Product: phenylalanine--tRNA ligase beta subunit
Exons: 12
Coding region: 194-1951 (585 amino acids)
Biological process (GO): phenylalanyl-tRNA aminoacylation
Cellular component (GO): cytoplasm; phenylalanine-tRNA ligase complex
Molecular function (GO): ATP binding; phenylalanine-tRNA ligase activity; magnesium ion binding
Source: RefSeq, a predicted model, not a curated record
CGACAAGGCGUAUUAUGCUAUCAUACUCUGGCACAUGUUCCAAAUAAAAAUCAUAAUUUUAAACAUCGUGCAAUAAUCCACAGAAUACAAAUUGAAAGUGUCAGAGCAACGUGGAUAUUCCGUGAUAGUAUUUCCGAUAAAGAAAAAAUUGUAUGGAAUAUAAACUAUUUUUGUAGCUAUUAAAUUAUUUACAAUGCCGACAAUAUCAGUAAAACGUGACGCAUUGUUUGCUGCUCUCGGCAAAACAUACACUGAUGAUGAAUUCCAGGAUUUAUGUUUCGAGUUCGGCUUAGAACUGGACGAAGUAACAACUGAGAAACAAAUGCUGAUCAAAGAGCAAGGAGAUCAUGCUGGUGCCGGAGUUUCUGAGGAGAUCCUGUACAGGAUAGAUAUUCCUGCCAAUAGAUAUGACCUUCUCUGCUUAGAAGGCCUUGUUGAUGGAUUGUUGGUUUUUCAGGGCAAAAAGUCGCCACCUAAGUUCCAGCUGAAAAAGUAUGAAGACAGUCAUUCCUUACACCUGACUCCAGCAACUGCACAGAUAAGGCCAUUUGCUGUUGCAGCAGUUCUCAAGGGAGUCACCUUCACCAAGGAGUCAUAUGAUAGCUUCAUUGAUCUACAGGACAAACUACAUCAAAAUAUUUGCAGGAAGAGGACAUUAGUAGCCAUUGGCACACAUGACUUGGACACAAUACAUGGCCCAUUCAUCUAUGAUGCGCUGCCACCUAGUGAAAUCAAAUUCAAGGCACUGAACCAGCAGAAAGAGAUGACAGCCCCUGAACUUAUGGAACUGUACUCUAGCCACGCUCAACUAAAGCAAUACCUAGGGAUAAUAAGAGACAGUCCAGUAUAUCCUGUGAUUAAGGAUAAAAACGGCGUCGUGCUGUCUAUGCCGCCGAUCAUCAACGGUGACCACUCCAAAAUAACGCUAGACACAAAAAAUGUAUUCAUUGAAUGUACAGCUACAGACUUGACUAAGGCUAUUGUCGUCUUAGACACAGUAGUGAGUAUGUUUUCAAAAUACUGCUCCACUCCUUAUGAAGUAGAACAGUGCAAAGUGUUCAGCACCGACGGCACAUACGAACUGUACCCCAAAAUGCAGUACCGAGAGGAGAUUAUAAAUGUUGAAAAGGCGAAUAAAUACAUUGGAAUCAGUGAGGACGGCGACAAGCUGGCUACGUUACUGUCCCGAAUGUGUCUGACGGCCACGCACGAGGAGUCGCUGGUGCGCGUGCGCGUGCCCCCCACCCGCCACGACGUUAUACACGCCUGUGACAUAUACGAGGACAUAGCUAUCGCUUACGGUUAUAACCGUAUAGCGCGCGUGCCGUCGCGCGUGGUGUCGGCGGGCGGGCAGGUGCCGCUCAACAAACUCACGGAGCAGCUGCGUCAGGAGUGCGCACACGCAGGGUACACCGAAGCACUCACAUUCACGCUGUGCUCAAGAGAAGACGUUGCAACUAAAUUAGGAGUAAAAAUUGAAGAUGUACCAGCCGCGCAUAUUUCUAAUCCGAAAACCCUCGAGUUCCAAGUGGUGCGAACACUCCUUCUGCCUGGACUGCUAAAAACAUUAGCCGCCAACAAAAAAAUGCCACUGCCUUUGAAGUUGUUUGAAAUCAGUGAUGUAGUUGUAAAAGACGAUAAAGCUGAGUGCGGCGCGCGGAACGUGCGGCGCGCGUGCGGCGUGCACUGCGGGCGCGCGGCGGGCUUCCAGCUCGUGCACGGCCUGCUCGACCGCCUCAUGGCGCUGCUCGCCGUGCCCUGCCAUCCCGACAGCGGGUACUCGCUGCGACAAUGCGAAGAUCCUGCUUACUUCCCUGGCCGGUGCGCUGAAGUGCUACUUCGCCAACAAGUGAUCGGCAAGAUCGGAGUGAUCCAUCCAAAUGUGCUUACAGCCUUCGAACUGACAAACCCGUGCUCUGUUGUCGAAAUCGACAUAGAACAAUUUGUUUGAAACUAGAAACUAUGGAAAUAUAAUAUAUUUCAUUAAAUUAAUAAAUAAAUGAAAUGUUAUA